GUUUCGCUACUUAUCUACAAGCACACCAACAAGGAUGACGUUGAACAACAGCUGUGACGGUGGUGCUGCCCACCACCAUCACCGCCAGCAUCAUCAAGACGAGCGGGCGCCGUUGCUUGGUCGCCAUGGUGUGCAGGCAACAGAAGAAGCAGGUGCCACAGCGCACGCGGAACUCGAAGAAAGUGAUUCCAUGGUGACACCUGAUGAUGGUGGUGCUGUCUCAAGCGUGGAAACUCUGCCACCACGGCAGAGGUGUUGUUCACGACGAAAGUGGCUCGUCCGCUCGCUGGCUACUCUCGUGGUGCUCGUGGUGCUGGCUUGCAUCGGAUACUUUGUCAUUCUGCCCCGCAUCAACAUUUAUCAUCCAUCGCACAAGCCUGCACAAAGGAUACCACCGGGUCCGCCCCACGUAGUGCUCACCACCACCACAAGCACCGCUGCAAGCAUCACCUGGACAGCACCCAACAACACCGGAACCGGGGUGAUUCUCCACUAUCGCAUCCAGCAGCGCAAAGAGCACAGCAACUUUACUACCGUGUCCCAGACGUAUUCUUUCAAUUUUACUUUCAGUGGCCUCCGCGCCGACACCUGGUACUGCUUUCGUGUGUGCGCAGUGAGCUCCGUUGGGCCCGGCAAUUACUCGACCGUCUGUAACGUCACAGCACCACCACACCGCCCAGCCUCAGUGGUUGGUGUGGUGCCCCUGAACAGCAGCGAAUCGACCAUUACCAUCGGAUGGGGGCCGCUGCACUGCGGAGGAAGCGCGUGUGAUCUUGUGGAAGUGCAAGGCCGCAAACUAGCAACACCACUCGGCUCACCAGCAGCAGCAGCAUUAUCAUCGUCAUCACCUUGUCAGCGGUCGUGCGAUUACCACUCGCUUGGAAAUGCCACAAACAACGCAACAGCGCUGACUGUACACGAACUACCAUCAAACACGCUGUUCAUGAUCCGGCUGCGCGCACACAACCACGUAGGGUUUGGUGCUUUCUCCAAGCCGCUUGCACUGCAGACGAAUGCAGUGCACGCCGGUUUGCCAGGUGCUUGCCCAGGACCCCGUGUUGGAAACAUCACCGCUGGUGCUAUGGCUGUCCGCUGGAGCCGCAACUGCACAACAAACGGCGCCCAGCUGCUGACCGUGGAGGUUCAAGUCUCAAGUACGAACCGCACCACGGGGUUUCACACCCUCUCAAACUCGUUUCUUUCCACAUCAUACUCGCUAACGGGGCUGCGUGCGUUGCACACGUACUGCUUUCGACUCCGCGCCAUCACAGCGAUUGGAAGCGGGCCAUGGUCAAAUGCAACAUGCGCAUCAACCACCAAAGGCGGCACUCCGCUUCCCCCAGCGAUCCUCCCAGCCCCGCUCAGCGCCAACGGUACAAGUUUAACCAUUGGCUGGCGAAAACCCGGUGAUGGAGGGCACCCCAUUCUCCGUUACGAUGUGGAGCAGGACAACUGGUGGAUUGACGAGCCACUGCGUCUUGCGGGAAACACAACGCGGCUCCAAUUUACCACAACCUUUCCUUUGUUUCCAUCAGCCACGUACACUUUCCGUGUGCGCGCCUGCAACGCCAUCGGGUGUGGGGCGUUCAGUAACAACCGUCACUUUACAACUGCGCGCACAGGCCAUUGCGCUAACAGCAAGGACGCGCAUGCUUACAAAGCGACCAAGUCUACCAUGAAACCGUCCAUUCAAGGGUGCCUCAUCAGCUGUGUUGCCUCUGGCACAUCAUGCGUCAUCACCUGCAUCGAAAAGAAGGUUGGCCUGAGCAAGGGCUGCGCCAACUGCUGGGCACAAGAAGGACUUUGCACCCUCAAGAAUUGCAUUCUUCCCUGUACAAACCCAAAGAGCAAGAAAUGCGCCGAAUGCUCCGAAAAGAAGUGCUUCCCCGCGUGUGUCGCGUGUAGUGGCGUUCCUCGCCAGUACUUCCCUCCCUAACCACCUUUGACACCACCUAUUAUGCUGCCACAGACACAGCUGCCGCUGGUUUUUUUUUUGUUUGCUGUUAUAAUCGAAGAAGCAACUGUCCUAACAAAUACAGAAUCAAGUGA
Molecule: messenger RNA, 2049 nt
Organism: Salpingoeca rosetta
Lineage: Eukaryota; Choanoflagellata; Craspedida; Salpingoecidae
Exons: 12
Coding region: 35-1936 (633 amino acids)
Molecular function (GO): protein binding
Source: RefSeq, a predicted model, not a curated record